Molecule: messenger RNA, 12220 nt
Organism: Drosophila pseudoobscura
Lineage: Eukaryota; Metazoa; Arthropoda; Insecta; Diptera; Drosophilidae
Gene: nAChRalpha3
Product: nicotinic Acetylcholine Receptor alpha3
Exons: 11
Coding region: 830-3271 (813 amino acids)
Biological process (GO): signal transduction; nervous system process; regulation of membrane potential
Cellular component (GO): synapse; postsynaptic membrane; neuron projection
Molecular function (GO): acetylcholine-gated monoatomic cation-selective channel activity; transmembrane signaling receptor activity
Source: RefSeq, a predicted model, not a curated record
CAGAGUACCAUCAACAAGUACCGAAAAGUGACUCUCACCCUUCAAACAAUUCACCAAAUUUUGUCUGUCUCGUCUGGAUCUCCAUAUCUCAAGGAUGCAACUUACCAAUUGGUGUCAUAUCCAUUAGAGUCGUGAUGGAGGAGAAGGCAGAGGAAUGAGACAAUGUGAAGUGGAGGGACAACGAGGAACAGGAGCAAAACUGCGCAAAGGGGAAAAGGCGAACCGAAGCAGAGGCCACCAAAAAGCACAUUUAAAGAAUUUUAAUCGAAAACUGCCAAGAAAUAAAUAUAUUUACAAGCAUAUAUACUAUACAUACAACAUAAACAAAUAGUAUAUAUAUACAAUACAUAGAGAACUGUUAUAUAUACUGAAAACUCAAAGCGAGUCGCCACAAGAAAACGAUGAAGCGAGGCACUGCAAUGAUUCCGAAAUAAUAAUAUAUUUGUAAAAUAAACGCUGCCAGGAAAACAACCGAAAACUACCCUAACAACAACAAAAAAAAAAACAGCAACUGAAAUGCAUAUAACGCACAACAACAAACCAACAACCAAACUCUACAACAAUUACAACAAGAGAAAAGUUGAAUUUUCCCUCAACUGUUGCGCCUGCGCCUUAAAAUCGCCUUAGAAAAAAGCGCCUUAAAAAGCACUCGCUCCCAAUCGUCAUCGAACAGCCCAUACGAAAUACAUACCAAUAACAGCCCCUAGGAAGCGGAAGCACUACCAGAGACCAGAAACCGGACACCAGGCACAAGGCACAAGGCACCACCACAAUCACCUUCUUCAACCACCAGCAGCAAAAGCCAAAAAAGCGUGCAGAGGGAAAUGAGAUGAAGUGGUUUCAAGUGACCAUAGAUAUGAUUCUUGUGCUUUCAUUUAUAUCAAGCAGCACAGCGAAUCCGGAUGCCAAGAGAUUGUACGACGAUUUGCUGAGCAAUUACAACAAACUUGUCCGGCCGGUGGUAAAUGUUACGGACGCUCUCACCGUUCGCAUCAAGCUGAAGCUGUCGCAACUGAUUGAUGUCAAUCUAAAGAACCAAAUCAUGACCACCAAUCUGUGGGUGGAGCAGUCCUGGUACGAUUACAAACUAAAAUGGGAGCCAAAGGAGUACGGCGGCGUCGAAAUGCUCCACGUUCCCUCCGAUCACAUCUGGCGUCCGGACAUCGUGCUCUACAACAACGCCGACGGCAAUUUCGAGGUGACGCUGGCCACCAAAGCCACUCUGAACUACACGGGACGUGUGGAGUGGCGUCCGCCAGCCAUUUACAAAAGCUCCUGCGAGAUUGAUGUCGAGUACUUUCCGUUCGAUGAGCAAACCUGCGUCAUGAAGUUUGGCAGCUGGACCUACGACGGUUUUCAGGUGGAUCUGCGUCACAUCGAUGAACUGAAUGGCACCAAUGUUGUUGAAGUGGGCGUGGAUCUAUCCGAAUUCUAUACAUCCGUCGAGUGGGAUAUACUUGAAGUUCCUGCAGUGCGCAAUGAGAAGUUCUAUACGUGCUGCGAUGAGCCAUAUCUGGACAUCACAUUUAACAUCACGAUGCGCAGGAAGACGCUUUUCUACACGGUCAACCUGAUCAUCCCCUGCAUGGGCAUCAGCUUUCUAACCAUAUUGGUGUUCUAUCUGCCAUCAGACAGUGGCGAGAAGGUCUCAUUAAGCAUAUCCAUUCUGCUGUCGCUCACCGUGUUCUUCCUGCUGCUGGCGGAAAUCAUUCCACCCACAUCGCUGGUGGUGCCGCUGCUGGGAAAGUUUGUGCUCUUCACCAUGAUACUGGAUACGUUCAGCAUCUGUGUGACAGUCCUGGUUCUGAACAUCCACUUUCGGUCGCCCCAGACCCACACAAUGGCCCCUUGGGUGAGGACGGUGUUCAUCAAUCAGCUGCCGCGAUUCCUGGUCAUGCGGCGGCCCCUAUAUCCGAUCAGUGAAAUGAUCAAAUCCUCGCGCCGUCUAAUGGUGCGCACCUGUAAUGGACUCGAACUGAGGGAUCAAAUACCACCGUUGCCACCGCCCGUGGCCUUGUCGCGCAUGCACCACAGCCCCAAGACGACGUCUCGCAGCACCUCGCCACACCUGCAACACAGAGUACAAACCCUUAAUCUGAUGGACGAGUGUGGCAUGGGAAUGGGAAUGGGUGGUGGCGGUGGUGGUGGUGGUGGGGCGUCCACUAUAACCGGCCACCUUAGCUCCCUGUAUCCGCCGACCAUCUCGACGGUGAAUCAGCAAACCUCGACCACAUCCUCGCUGAUCGAUGCCCAAUACCACAAUCAGUACCAGCAGACCGGGGGCUCGCUGCUGGACCACCCGCUGACGCCAACGAAGUUCCGCCAGAUGACCUCCACCUCCAGCCAGACGGGUCAGAACGGCCAGAACGGAAACGGGCAACACCAUCACUAUGGGGCCGGCGGGGGGAAGUCGUCCUCCACCUCGACGCUGACCCACCAGCAGGCCAGCGGCCAUCACUUGUACCGCCAGCAGUCGAGCUGUUCGGCAAACUUCUCGCCGCUGCCGCAGCAUGCCCAUCAGGCCCAUGCCUCGACCACCACCAGCGACCUGUGCAUGGGCAUGGGCAUGGGCAUGGGCAUGGGGAUGGGCAUGGGGAUGGGUCUGGGGGGCAAUGGGAACCCCAAUGUGAUAAAGUCUACGACGACAGUUAACUCGGUGGCCACGGCCUCCACGCUGGCCGAUUCCUGUUGCAGCGGCAUCCAGAUACACCAGGGCAUGGGCGCCGGUGCCGCCUGCCAAUCCUCGGAGCUGCUCCAGCACCAUCGACCCACCACAUCAGCAGCAGCAGCGGCGGCGGCGGCUGCAGCUGCGGCAGCUGCUGGAGGAGGACCAAGUACCUCGGCAGCGGCGGCAGCAGCCUCGGCUGGUACGCCACCGCCACCGCCACCACCGCCGCCGGCGGCGGCCUGUGAUAUACUGCCCGCCUGCCAGCGAGAGGGCGGCCCUCACUGCUGUUCGGGGCGCGGAAACGUCCGGCAACGCUGGCACACCUGCCCGGAGCUGCACAAGGCCAUGGACGGGGUCAACUACAUCGCGGAUCAGACGCGCAAGGAGGAGGAGAGCACAAGGGUGAAGGAGGACUGGAAGUACGUGGCCAUGGUGCUGGAUCGUCUGUUCCUCUGGAUAUUCACAAUAGCCGUAGUCGUCGGCACCGCCGGCAUCAUCCUGCAGGCACCGACGCUCUACGACACCCGCGUGCCCAUCGACAUCAAGCUCUCAGAGAUCGCCUCGACGACGGCCAAGCCGAAUGUGGCGCGGCCUAUCUUGUAAGGUGCCCCUCCCCCUCCCCCUCCAACCACUCCUCCCCCAAGUCAAGAUCGUGGUAUCGAUGGAUAUCGCGAUCGGUAGGCGUUACCAACCAUUACCAUAUAACAUAUAUGUACACACACACACAGUCUGAAAAAGCCAGCAGAAAAAACCAUAACAAAAGGAUGGUGAAUGGAAUUCGCAUUUGUUUUUUCUUUAACAACAAAAACAAUAGCAAUCGCAACAACAACAACAAAAAUUGUUUAAGAAAAAUCCAAAAAAAAUAAGAGAAUCGAAGUAACUAUAAAAACAAAAACAAAAACAAAAGGUAAAGUGAAACAAACAUUGUAUUUGUUAUAUACUGAAAAAAAAGGUAUAACUAACUAAAAUUAAUAUGUACACUAAAAAUGCAAGCAAAGAGGUUUUUUUAGUCAAAAAACGUACAACAAACACACAAAUUUAUCUGAAAUGAAGCCGCAGAAUAUGAUCGAUUCAGUAGAUAAUUGAAAAACAAUUUUUGAAGAUAAUUUAGUGGAAAGCGGUAAAACUUAGACAAAUUAUAAAUUAGACUAGCCAGACAUCGACAGACAGAGAAUGCAACAACAACAACAACAACAACAAAAUAAUAAUUGAUAAGCAAACUAAAAACAAAGAUGGCGGAAAGGAAAAUGGAAACGGAAACGGAAGUAGGAGAAAACAACAUUAGUUAGCUAAGACGAUAGGAAGGCACAGCAGGAAUGGACAAGAAACAAAAACAAAAAAAACCAAAAACAACAACGUUCUGAAAAGUAUGUCCAUAAGAGUGGAACAAAGUUAUUGGGUGUGCGUGUGUGUGUGUGGGAAAAUGGGAAAGAGUGUGUGUGCAUGAGAGAGAGACUGCAAAUGAUGCAUGCAAAUUAGUGCAAAAACCCAGCGCUCACCCCAGCCCAGCCCAGCCCAAACUAUCCGAUCCCCAUCCGAUGCCAUACCCAUAACCCCAACCAACCCGAUUCUACGAUUCCGCCUUGGGGCAAUUAGUUAGCACAAAGCUUUAGUUAUUAUGCCCAACUGUACGCUGUACGCUGUACGCGUACGUGAGCGUGUGUGCAUAGUAAAUAAUCACCAUUAGAAAUUCAAAUUCAAUUUUGGCGCCUGCAUUGCCUAAUUGGCCGCAGCAGCUAUCCCAACAGCAUCCUCAUCCUCAUCAGCAGCAGAGGCAGCAGCAGCAACAAUAACAACCACAAGAACAGGAAAAAAUUCUAUUUAUCGGAUUGCUUUACAGUAGAUAGAUACAGAUCCAUCGUUCCUAUGAUACGUAUUGUGUUCCGAAACGGUAUUUAAUAAAAAUCAUUACAAGCAUUUCUCGUGAGGAAUUGUUUUUCGAUCGAUUCUUCCUAUGGCAGUUUCGACAUACGAGUAUAUAUAUGAAAUAUGAUCCUCGGUUAUGGAUCCUCGUCAAGAACUUAUAAUUUAUAUAAUUUAUAGGAUAGAACAAAUUGUAGUUCCUUCGAUGCGUUUAAUGUAUCCCCCCAUCCACUAUUACACCUCUCGCCCUCUCUCUCUCUCUCUAUCCUCCAUACACCCAUCCUCCAUAAUAUAUGCUAAUUUCCAAAAAAAUAAAAUAAAAAUAUAUAGAAGAAAGAGCUACCUGCAAAAACAGAAGACUAGACCUUUGUCCUUUUUCAUUUUGUAUACACCGAUUUGGUUUACACUUUUUAUGGCUCAUAUAAUCAAACGAUGCCUGAUUGGGGGCGGUGGAUCUAUUAGAUCCCAGUGCGAGUGCGGGACCACAACAAACAAACAAAAAACAAAGAGGGGACUACCCGAACAAUGUGUAAAAAUUUACCCAAAAGCCUUUUGCAGCUGGGCCUCUGUUAGUCAAGGGAAAUUUUAACAGCGCGCAGGCGACAAAGGUUUCGACUACAGUUUGGUGCCCGGCGUGGGCUGGGGCGUGGGCUUGGGCGUGGGCGUGGGCGUGGGCGCGGGUGUUUUCAUUCUUUUCAUUCAAUUCAGUUAAAUAUGAUGGGAAAAUGAAGAGAGACAGAUCAAUGAAUCAUCUUCAUCACACUUAACCUUUCAGUGUGUGUCACUAGUGAGCCGGAUGAUGAGGCCUGUGAAGUCUUUAUAGACCCCAUUUAAACGCCACUUUUCAAAGCAUUUGAUUUACUUACUAACUUUUGUGCGUUGCAAACAGCUCUCCAUGACUUUGUCUUGAGACAAAAGAUAAUCUUUGUAGAGAAGAAGAAGGAAGCGUCAUCUCCGACCAAAUUAAAUAUGUAUUAUAGGAGCCAUCAAUUCGAUCAUAUUUGAAGGUAUCUCUACUAUCAAAUACUUUUUUCGUUAGUAGGGAAAAUUGCUGUUUUGUUUUGAAUACAGCUAUGAUCGGAAAAACAACAAGCUGUGGCAAAAACUGAUUUCUUUCCAAAUUUAAUAUAAUGAAAUAUAAUUUUUUAUUUUCUUUGAUAUGGACAAAUUCUUUACUAUUUGAAUAUUGCUUUGAUCACAUUUCUCGCCUGUUCCUGACUGAGAGUCGCCUUCGAUUUCCCCACAAAAUGCAAAUGGCGAUGGCGAUGGCAAUGGACAAAUGCGGAAAGCGUGUGUGUGUCGCUGUGGGUGUGGGUGUCAUCUGAGGCAAGUGUCAAUCACAGUCACCGCACACCAGUUGUUCUCGUCACAUCCUGCCGCCAACUGUAUCGCCUCCCGAACCCACAGCCCACCACCCACACACACACACACACAUUCAACACUUUGCAAUUUUUAAUUAAAUGAAAUGCAAGCAAAGAGGACAAACAGGAGAGAGAUAUUGAGAUGGAGAUGGAAGCGAGGGGAAGAAAGAUAGGGACCGCCCGCAGAUAAAAUGAAAAACCAUUAACGAAAAAUGAUAUCUGAAGAUGGAAAGGAACGAAGGCUAGAGCGAUAAGAGAGGAGCUGCAGAUGAAGUGUGAAGAUGUCAGAUAAAUCCUCUUGGAAGAUAAAAAGUGCACAAAUUUCUGAAGUUUUCAAUGGUCUUUCCGCUGUUUGAUGGGUUCUGAGUUUUAUUACAUUAUUUUAAGAGCAGCCCUGUCCAUCCAUCCAUCAAUGGGCCACACACAAUGAAUUAGAGCCCAAUAAGAUAGAGAGGAUGCUGCAAAAUCAUAAUUGUUGCGGGAACAAGCAAAAGUAAGAACAAAGAGGCUGCAGGGCCGCGGGCGGAACGAGCCAGAUGAAAGAGGUAUUCAAGUAGAUGAAAAGCAGUGUAAAAGCUGGAAAAUUUGACGAGCUGUGGAAAGGAAAGCAGUAAAGCAGGAAAGCAGUGAAGAAGCAGCAGUGGACAAGCAGCAGCACUGCAGAAAAGAGCAGGGAGAGCAGUGUGAGAUCAGUAAAAAAAACAGUGGAAGACCAGGGUUGGCUCAGAAGGAGAGCAGGGGUGGAGCAGUGGUAAAGCAGUUGAGGAGCAUUGAAAGAGCCAGGGGUAAGCAGUGGGUGACCAGUGGUCGAGAGGAGCAUGAGGGGUGAACGGAGUCAUAACAAUACAAACAGUGUGGCCACACACAAAAAGGACAUUAGCCCUGCUCCUCCACUUUGCCUCUGCCCUCAUCCCCCCAGCCUCCCAUGGCUGCCGGCCUGCUUUGCUUUUCUUUCUCUGCUCGCUUUUGUUGUCUUUGUUGUAAUUGCCUUUGUUUCAUUCAUUUAUGUUUCGGUCGUUUUGGGGUUCGGGUCCGUCCGCCCACUCUCCGUCCUCGGUGACCGGCUGGAUGCCGAUGAGCGAUGCGUAUCGGUGGCCCAAGAGCGGAAUCGGGUUUGUUUGUUCUCACUGUUGCCGCCUAAAAGUAUUCACAGUAAAGAUCCGAUAGUGUGGAAUUCGGCCUUGGAACCGUUUCAAUCCGCCAUAGAUAUUGGAUAUAACUUUCCUACGAAAUGCAUUUGAUCAUUUUUAAGUUCAGCAUCGCUUUCAUUCAAUCAGUUCAAUCCCGCUCUUUUAUUUGAAUUCAAUCCCGACUUCCAUCUAAUCCGAAUGCAUUAAGGGGCCGUUCACACCAUUCUCACUCCUCUGAGCCAAUACAGUGACUUUAUUGUAAACAAAAGAGCAGGAGCAGCAGGAGUGAUGGGAGUGGCAGGAACAAAAAAAAGAAAAGGUUUCCCGGAAAUGUCCGUCAUUGGCCAUUUCCACUGUAACAGCAUUUUAUCUAUGAGCCAGAGUGUCGCGUGUCGGGCCCCCAAACGCAGGAGGCAAUACAAAAGCAAUCAUAAAGUUAUAGCCUCCCGAAACGGCCUUCGCCUCGCAGCCGAACUCUCCUCUCCCUUCACCACUCUGUGGAACCAGUCCAGUUCGGGAGCAUCUCUGCUGUCCCGUCCCGUCCUGUCCUAGAACAUCCCGAAUAUCCCGAACAACCAAAAAGCAACUUUACACCCUUGGGCGACAUUUUCCACUACGCAACCAUCUACCGGUUGCCUUCCACUUCCGUUUUCCGUCCUAUGUCCUAUGUCCAGUGUCCUAUUCGUAUGCCUCCCCCGGCUCUUCCUGUUUGGAGUCAGUCCCGCUUUUCGUCUUCUCCCCGUCCCCCACAUCGUUUAAUGUCGUAUGUCCUAUCUAUGUUUUCUGGCUCUGUGUUGUGUGUCCUUGUUGGCGUGUGGCCUACUCCUACCUUUUGGCUCAAUAAGAGCGACAAAUUUAUUGCUUGCUAAUAGGAAAACAGCCUCCCUCUGGUCCUGUUCUGGUGUACUCCCAUUCUGUGCCUCCUUAACCACUUCCCUCCUCUCAGAACCGCUGGGAAAAUGGUCAGGACAAAGUUUGUCGACAUUUUUCCACCGUCUUUUUUUUUGUUUUUUUUUUUGUGGGCCUCGAACAGAGGAAAAAUAUGUUUUCAACAUAAUUUCAUUCAUUAUAUUUGAAUUGUUAUAGUCGCUGGCGUUGGUGUUGGUGUUGUUGCUGGAUGCUCAUUUUCAUCUGGCUCAUUAUCGUGCCACACCCACUGCCCCUGCCCCUGCCCCUGCCGCUGCCGCUGCCCGUAAGGCCUCACCUUCCUUGGGCGUCUGUUUUGGCUAAUUUGAAUUUGAUUUCAUUCGGAAAGUUUUCUCGUUUUUUGGCAUUUGUUGCCAUUUCCAUUUCCAUUUCAGCUUUAUGUGUUCUGUGACAAGUGCAAAUGAUUGGAGGGUAGCCAGUAGGCCAGUAGGAGGCCAGUCUCGCACCGAAGUUGAAACACCCUUCAGGUUAGAGGACCAAUAAAGCUAUAAAACUUUAAAUAAAGGGUAUUAGGCUGGGUGACAUGGCUAUAUCGACUCUUACGUGUAUGUAUAUGUAUGUAUACCAUGUGGUCGGUCGGAGAUGAUUCCUUUUGUAUGUUUCUCGCUUCUGCACAAAUUUGAACAUGCCCGUUCAGGCGUAUAAAAAUGAGUUGAUUAAUUGACAAUGAAUGUGAGCCGAGAGUAAAUUGAUUUUCAGCACUGCAGGCACUAUAAAAAGUGUCUGUGAUUUGUGCUUUUUUUGUCUCCAAAACGAAUGCAAAACGAACAGAUCGCAACAAAGAGCCGACAGAUGGACUAAUGGAAUGUCCUGUUAUAUGAAAUAUUUCAGUGAUUCCAAAAACCAACAUUUGUGAAAGUUCUCUGAAUCAACGAACGCCACAAACUAAAUGAACCUCUAAGGUUUCAUGGGAAUAACGCAAGAAAUGCCUGGGAUAUACAUACAUAGGUAUAGACUUUGAAUAGUUCAGGUUCAGCACGCCAGGACUCAGUGAGGGCACCACGGGUCAUGAAUCACGGCGUAAAUAUUCCAGAAGUAAUUAUUAUGUUUGCAUGUUGUGUGUCAUACAUAUACAUAUAUCACUAGUCAUUAAAAAAUAGAAAGAGAAUAACAAGAAAUCGAAAUGUAAAUGAUGAAAAAACAUAUUUGUAUGGAAAAUUGGAACAAACGAAACAAAAAGUUAGGUUUUAAACAAAAUUGGAGUAUUUUUUACGAGAAACCAGAUAAAAAGACCCGAAAGACACACACUCUAACAGUAUGCCAAAGGGCAUCAACAUGAAAGAGCUCCAAAUUGAGAAGGGUACUUUUUCGAGACAUACAUACAUACAUAUGUAGGUACAGUUGUACAUUGGGCAUUGGGUGGUGUGCGUGUGUCAACAGUUUAUACAUAAACAGAUAGAUAUACUCGUACUAUAUACAUAUAUACUAUAUUUGGGAUCGGGGGACAUUUUGGGGUUAAAAGAACUAAAACUACAAUUAUGAACACAACAAAUUGCAUAAAAGAAAGAACAUUUUUUUAUAACGUACCUUUAACAGAGAGACGGAGAAGCGUUCAAGAUGAACAACUAACACUAAUUUUAAAACAUAUAUUUAAUAGUAAAAUUAACGUAAAACUAACAUUAACAUUAACUUUAACAUAACGAAACCCAAAACCAAAACCACAACAACAACAAAGAAACGAACAUUGAUAAGCGAUGUAAGAUACAUGGCAAAAAGGCACAUUUUUGCAGUGGAAAAAAUCGAGUAAAAUUGUUUAAAAACAGGAAAAACAAAGAAGCAAACGCAGAAGCAAACACAGUGGAAAACAAACAAAAAACAUAACGAAUUGAAUUACAUUUUAAGAAAAUAACAAAAGUGGAAAACCAAUUAAGAUAAAAGAUAUUUAAACAAAGCAGAAAAAAAAACUAUAAAAUUAUACGAUUUACAAAACUAAGUAUAAAAGCAAACCAAAAACCAAAAAGGUAAGAACGGAAAGAGAAAAAUAAUUGUAAAAAUAGAAAGAACAAUUUUUUUUUUGCUCAAAGCCAGAGGCACACCCUUCACCCCUCACCCAAUCACCCCCCUAAAGAACCAUCCUCUAAUACAAACUAAAAUGAAAACAAAUAAUACGAAUAUAUUUCGCGGCACGUAAAAAAUUUGUUCAUCACGAAACAACCAAAAAAAAAAAACAAAUACACACACAAAAACCCAAACCAAAAAAAAAAUCACACACACAUUUUCUAAGCAAAUUGCAAGAAUUGGGAAAAAACAAAAACAAAAAGGUGUUUAAAAUUAAAUUAAAACCAAGAGAGAAACCAACACACAACACAUAAGCAAAACCCAAAGAAACAAAAAGGAAAAAACCGCAAAAAUAAAUACAAUUAAAAGUAAAAAACACAAAUGUAGCUUCUAGUGAAAUAAUUUUUAAAAACAAAGCAAACGAAACGAAACGAUAGCAGAAGGAAGAGUGCCCCAAAGACCCAAGAAACAACGUUAACAAGAAGAAAGAAAGUUGUACAAGUUCGGCUAGCCGAAACAUGGAAUACCCUUGCAAUUGAUUGAAUAUUUUCGUACGCUCCCAGCUCACCACACAGUCCUUCCCAUAUAAGACUUGUAUAGUCAAUCUAAGCAUCUAUCGUUAACUCAAUUGUACCCUUGAUAACUAUAAAGUGAUCCGAAACCAAGGCCAGCUAACCUUUUAGAAGAGUAUGAUCAGAAAUACUAUUACACAGAUCUCUUCGAUCUUUCCUCAAUUCGACUGUCUAUUGGUGCACAAAACAGUUCAUUGUGAAAGGUUUAGUUCGGCUAUACAAACAUAUUUAGAGACAUCCACGUCAGCUAUGUAUGGGAGAGUAAACAGAGAGACCUCUAAUCUUAAACCAAAUGAUUAUAAGAAAUACUACUUCAUUUCGAUUCCGAUCUCUUCCUGGUUCAACUGAAUCCAGCUUGGGUAUAAAACAGUUCAUUGUGUACAAAUUUACUUUGACUACUCUUACUAGUCAUGAUCCGAAUCAAGUGAUCCGAUGCAACACCUUACGUCAGGUGAGAUAUGAUAUAUUGGUCGACCGAUCUUUCUGAAAUUCCAUUGAAUCCAAGCUAGGGCACAAUACAAUUCACUGUUUGAGAGACCGUAAAGAUAUUGCACUAGAAGCUGUUCUCUUGAUAAUUACAUUACGACUAUACAGCCCGAUCCGAAGCCCGAAACCCCCAUCAGUAAUAAGAGGAAUUAGAGAGAAUCUUUAAUCAGAUGAUGAUGAUCAGAAAUAUUUAUAUAUAGAAAGUGUAUACAAUGUGUAUAUGGUAUGUGUAUGGCCCAAAGAGGAAUACCCUCAAUUGCAAGGUUAUCAAAACGAAUACUAAAAGAAAACUAAAAUAGUAAAGAGCAAAGGAAAAGCAAGAAACAAAAACUAAAAUAGAAAAUUCUUUUCAAAUAUCAAUAAAGCAAAAUGAGAAAACCCAAAUGAAACGAAAUGAAAUGAAAGAACAACGAGAAUGUGAAAUCACCUACCAAUAACAACAGCUGCAACACACAUUUCAAGUGCGCUCGUUUAGCCCCAUAUAUAGUAUAUUUCAAUUAAAAAGGAACGAAAAACAAACAACAAAAAACAUUAAAAUAUUUCAAUAUGUCAUUAAGUCACAGCGAAUAAACAACAACAAUAAGUUGAAGGCGACUUAAACAUCUAAAAGAGAGAGAGAGCAAGAGAAACAGUCCGCCUGUGAAAGAGAGAUGGUUUAAGGGGUUUUUGAGGGAAAGUAAGGCCGCCCUAGAGGUGUACUAUACCAGGUGGAACCAUCUCCCUGGGCCUGAGAAUGCGAUGGCCAGAGAUCCCUCUGAUAUAAUGACAUUUACUCCUCUGGCCCAAGCCUGAGCGUAAUUUAUGCGUGUCUAGUAAAUCGUGUCUAAAUGAACCUUUAAGGUUCUCCUUCAUUGCACAACGUUUGAUUAACAUUUAAAAAUAAUUUGAUGGACGCCCCUCUAGGGCUAUUCCUAAUUAUUAUACUAUGAGAAGGGACUCUCUCACAAAGAUAUUAAAGAAAGGCACUGCGAAUUAUAACCUUAGUUGUAUGCACUAGGUAAAAAGUAGUUGGUUGCACAAUGGAUUAGCCUCUAGGGUUAUUAUAAAUUAGUAUUAGUAUUAGAGCAGAGUCUCACAAAGAGUUAUAAGACGGUAUUUUGUGCCAAAAGAUCUAUAGGUCUUAGAGGAAACGAAAAUAAGUUCUCUGGUUAAUUAAUGCAUUGCGUUUUGCUCUUAUAAUGAGGAACCAAUAAAUAUGAGGAACAAUUGUUUAAA